Paramuricea clavata is the source of this 5351-nucleotide messenger RNA. The record is from the annotation of a GenBank genome assembly. NCBI's taxonomy places the organism in Eukaryota, Metazoa, Cnidaria, Anthozoa, Malacalcyonacea, Plexauridae.
AGAUAAGCUUGGAAAUAAUGGAAUGAAAAAAUGAACCAAGUUGGAGCUAGAUUUAGCCGUCAGCCUGGUAUGUUGAUAAUUCACACAAAAGAUUUCUAUUCCAUUUUUAUUUUAGUAUCCUUUAAAUUCCACUAGCAUCAAUUAAAUGCGAAGUAAUAUGUGUGCCUUUUCAAUCUGACUUCUGGUGAUAAUUUUGUUUGGUUUAACACUGUCAGUGUGAUCUAUUACCUUAGCUAGGAAGAAACAGUUUAGAACUGAUAGAGCUAUCCAGUAUAAAUAAAGUUAGUUUAGGUUUCCUCCUGUAGUAACACUGGAUCAAUAAGAGAUGAUCCUUACUGGACCUCUAGGGAGAACAGUUUAGAACUGAUAGAAGUAUCCAGUAUAAAUAAAGUUAGUUUAGUUUAGGUUUCCUCCUGUAGUAACACUGGAUCAAUAAGAGAUGAUUCUUACUGGACCUCUAGGAAGAACAGUUUAGAACUGAUAGAGCUAUUCAGUAUAAAUAAAGUUAGUUUACUUUAGGUUUCCUCCUGUAGUAACACAGGAUCAAUAAGAGAUUAUUCUUACUGGACCUCUAGGGAGAACAGUUUAGAACUGAUAGAGCUAUCAUAAAGAUAGUUACUUAUUUUGUUUUUGUUCUUUUAGCACACGUUCUUAUACUGGAUAUAUCGCGACCAUUCAAUCAUGAUGCGCUGGUGAAUGUUUAUCAAAGUCUGACAGAUUUCUUCUCUCUGGUAACUCACAUCAGUGGACAAUUACGAGUUCCCUUGUUUGGUCUUACCACAAUCGGACAGUAUGCAGAGGUAAUGGACCAUUUGCAUUAUAGACUAAAUUUUGAUCUAGACAAAAAUUUCAUCACAGCUUGAAAGAGCAUCACAAAAUUAGUAAUACCCCAAAGUUUCGUUGCGAAAUGUUGUAAAAUGCGGAUAAUAUAGCCUUGCGAAGUUUGCAAUUUUCAGUCAUUUUAGAGUACAAACGGGAAAUUGAUGCCCCAACACCCGAUUGGGCUGUCAAUUUCUCGUGCGUAAUACAAAAUGACUGAAAAAUGGCAAACUUCGCAAGGCUAUAUUAUCCGCAUUUUACAACAUUUCGCAACGAAACUUUGGAAUAUUACUAAUUUUGUGAUGCUCUUUCAAGCUGUGAUGAAAUUUUUCUCUAGAUCAAAAUUUAGUCUAUAAUGCAAAUGGUCCAUUGGAAAUUUGAAAAACUAUCUUAUUUGCACGGAAACCGUAUACAUCAUAAUGAAUACGAACAAUGUGUGAUUUCCGGCUAAAGACGAAAUUUUGAUCGAGACAAGAAGAACGAACCAUUACCAUAGCUGGAAAGAGCAUCUUAAAAUGAGUAACAUUGCAAAGUUUGUUUACGAAUUGUUAUGAAAUGAGGAAAAUAUAGACUUGCGAAGUUCGCAAAUUUUAUAUACAGUAUAUUUGCAUUACGUGUGGAAAAAUAACAUUUUUGAGCCGAAUGUGGUUAUUUUUACCGCACGUAGUACAAAUAUAUACAAAAUUUGUGAACUUCGCUGGGCUAUAUUUUCUUCAUUUUACAACAUACUGUAUAUUUAGCAACCAAUCUUUGCAGUUGUACUGAUUCUAAAGCCUGGUUCACAUAUGCCUGCGGUAUGCCUGCGACUGUAUCAUUAUGCCUCUACUUGCCACCGAAAUACCGGCAAAGUUGAACUCAAGUCAACUUUCCCGGCCUACCGCCGAUGUAACUGUGGCACUGGAGGCAAUCGGCGAACAAAUAUUCACAUAAUUCACGUUUUAAGCUACCACCGGUAUCGUCGCCGGUACGUCGCAGGCACGUCGCAGGCAUAUAUGUGAACCAGGCUUAAGACGCUCUUUCUAGCUGUGGUGUUGGAUUUCGUUCCUGUUUGGAUCAAAAUUUAGUCUAUAGCAGAAUGCAUGCACCUAUUACAUAAAAUAUCCCCUCCAGGCGACCUAUGUUGGGGGAACAGGAACACUCACCCACAUGCCUACAACAUUCACAAAGUGUACAAUGUGAAAAGGGACAUUGCACUUCCCUACUGCUUUAGAAACCAGUAAUGGACCAUUUGCAUUAUAGACUAAAUUUUGGUCUAGAUAAAAAUUUCAUCGCAGCUUGAAAGAGCAUCGCAAAAUUAGUAAUAUUCCAAAGUUUCGUUGCGAAAUGUUGUAAAAUGCGGAUAAUAUAGCCUUGCGAAAUUUGCAAUUUUCAGUCAUUUUGUAUUACAAACGGGAAAUUGAUGCCCCAACACCCGAUUGGGCUGUCAAUUUCCCGUUCGUAAUCUAAAAUGACUGAAAACUGAAAAUUGCAAAUUUCGCAAGGCUAUAUUAUCCGCAUUUUACAACAUUCUGCAACGAAACUUUGGAAUAUUACCAAUUUUGUGACGCUCUUUCAAGCUGUGAUGAAAUUUUUGUCUGUAGAUCAAAAUUUAGUCUAUUACGCAAAUUGUCCAUUCGUCUAUGUGAAAAGUGACAGUAAUAACAGUAAUCACGCACCAACAAAUCGUAAGAUUUUCACAGUUCCCAAAUAUCCCCUCCAGCCUACCUAAGUUGGGGGAACAGGGACACUCACCCACAUGCCUACAACAUUGACAAAGUGUACAAUGUGAAAAGGGACAUUGCACUUCCAUACUGCUUUAGAAACCAGUAAUUCAUCGGUGUGAAAAGUUGCAGUAAUUUUAACAAUAAUUAGACACCAAAAAAUCGUAAGAUUUUCACAGUUCCCAAAUAUCCCUUCCAGCCUGCCUAAGUGGGGGGAACAGGGACACUAACCCGCAUGCCUACAACAUUCACAAAGUGUACAAUGUGAAAAGAGGCAUUCCAUUUCCCUACUGCUUUAGAAACCAGAAAUUCAUCUGUGUGAAAAUUGGCAGUAAUUUUAACAAUAAUUACAUACCAACUAAUCGGAAGAUUUUCACGGUUCCCAAAUAUCUCCUCCGGUUUACCUAAGUUGGGGGAACAGGGACACUAACCCACAUGCCUACAACAUUCACAAAGUGUACAAUGUGAAAAGGGAGAUUGCACUUCCCUAUAGGGUGUUGGGUAUCAAUUUCCCGUUUGUAAUACAAAAUGACUGAAAAUUUCAAAUUUCGCAAGGCUAUAUUAUCCGCAUUUUACAACAUUUCGCAACGAAACUUUGGAAUAUUACUAAUUUUGUGAUGCUCUUUCAAGCUGUGAUGUGAAAUUUUUGUCUAGAUCAACAUUUAGUUUAUAAUGCAAAUGGUCCAUACAUCGGUGUGAAAAAUGACAGUAAUUUUAUUCAAUAAUCACGCACCAAUCACCGAUCACCAUCACGCAUUUUCAUAGUUCCAAAAUAUCCCCUCCAGCCUACCUAAGUUGGGGGAACAGGGACACUAACUCACAUGUCUACAACAUUCACGAAGUCUACAAUAUGAAAAGGGACAUUGCACUUCGCUACUGCUUUUGAAACCAGUAAUUCAUCGGUGUAAAAAGUUACAGUAAUUUUAACAAUAAUAAUAAAUUAUAUAUUAGAAUAGUGUCUCCAGGGGCACACCUUCCACAAAUUUGUUUCAAAUCUGGCUAUGCCUAAAAGGUGCACGAAGUCGCGGUAUAUAUAGCUUAUAUGGCAUCACAUCGUUUUUUUUUUUGCAUUUAGACAAUUUUUCCGCUUCAACCAAUCAAAGGAACCUUCGCUCGUCUUCAUUCACUUGUGACAGAAUUCAAGAGGUCCGCCAUGGAUAAUCCCAUGCCCGCAUUUGUGCCAGGUAGGUACCUACAGUACAAGCUGUGAUUUUGUCGCGAUCUUUUUUCUUCUCGUUUGACAAAAUGUACAGCUGAAGGUUUUUCGUAAAUGGUCAAUUGUAAGUGGAGGAUUAUGUACAAAUUUAAACCUUACCAGGCCGUUGAGGGCAACUCACGUAUAAGAUUAAGGCGUAAAAAAAUACCUGUGGUUCCGGUUCCCGACCGACCCUAUCUUUUUCUGCCGACCCUAUUAUUUUUUCAACGCGAUUGACCGUGCGACCCUAUUUUCUCCAGGUGGUUGCGGGCUGCUCAUACAGCAUGCCAAAAUGGCGUCUGUUGUCACACUAAUUAUUGAACCAAAUUACCUAAAUUCGUCCAUAGGAAAUACGCAUCUCUAGUGAAUAUUGAUGUCAGGACUCUACUGCAAAUCGCCCAGCAAAAAACCCGCCAAAACCAUGAAAAAAAUAUUCCAAAAAAAAAUUAUUUCCGACCUACCAACCCUAAUUUUUUCACGAUAUGAAACCGGAACCACAGGUAUUUUUUUACGCCUAAGACCCCGUGUACACGGUACCGGACGAAUUUGAGACCGGUAUGAAAUUCGUCCGUUUCGGCGGCGUAAACACACGAAAACUACGGAACCGGACGAAUUUGAGACCCCCUAACAGGACGAAUUCGCGUGUAAACAGGCGAAAAAGGACGAAUUUCAGACCGGUCUCAAAUUCGUCCGGUACACCGUGUAAACGUGGUCUAAAUGAAAGUGACAGAAAGAAUAGACCCAUUGCAUUGACGUCACGAAUCCUUAGAGCAGGGCGCGCAUAUAUAAGCGCCCUGUCUUAGAGUGUCCUCCAGAUGCUCCCUAACAAUAUCUGUUCGGGUACAACAACCACAUACCGCGCAAAAAUUAACCAUUUUAAUACAAAAUUAUUAUAAAGUUUUACAAAAUUUGCUUUGUUUACAAAAGUUAUAUUAUGCAUAGAUUGCUAAUUUGUCCUCCAGAUGCAUCAUCACCGGCGCUGUGACGUCAUGUGCAAUGGGUCUAUUAGAGCAGUUUCUUAUAUACACUAGAUAGCGCAUCUCUUUUAGUAAAAUUGAGGCUAAGUAUAUUCCAGCGGUUACCCCCAUUUGAAUAGAUGGCGGUCAUAUUGGAGUUUCCCACUCACUAAUAAACGCUUAAAAAACAACAAUAACUUUCAUCAUUUGAAUAGUUUGAAAAUGUAUUUGGAAUAGGUUUAACUUAAUGUUUAAGUUCCGUGUUUAAGAAAUAGAAAACACACGAGUCUUCUCAUUUCAUGGGAAUAUCCUGAGUCUGCAAUCACGACUUCAAUUUUUGAAUUGCAAAAUAAUUAGAUGCACUAUCUAGUGUAUAUAUACGAUAUCUACAGUGUUCUAACCAACUGAGCUGAAAGUUUUGGUGCUUGUUCGUGUACCGAAAGUUUUAUACUGUCUUUAUUUUUAAAUUACAGAGUCAUUGAGUCAGGGAUUUCAAGACGUUCUUUCGCAGUAUCAAAGACAACAGCAGACAUUCAGACAGGUAGAGCUUUUUAAAUUUCACCCCAAGGACUGAUCUGUCGUGGGGGCGAGGGCACGGGACCCCACCCAGUGUUGUUCCCUGCAUGCAAAAGUCCAGCCUAAAACUAUGCUUGACCGUGCAUUUUUUGCUUUUCGAAUGGC